Messenger RNA from Emiliania huxleyi CCMP1516, 2421 nucleotides. RefSeq lists its product as hypothetical. Gene Ontology annotation, molecular function: RNA binding. The transcript has 2 exons. Gene Ontology annotation, cellular component: mitochondrial matrix; ribonucleoprotein granule. Gene Ontology annotation, biological process: regulation of mitochondrial mRNA stability; mitochondrial RNA processing. The record is from RefSeq and is a predicted model, not a curated record. NCBI's taxonomy places the organism in Eukaryota, Haptophyta, Isochrysidales, Noelaerhabdaceae. The coding region runs from base 1 to 2421 and encodes 806 amino acids.
AUGAGCGCCCGCGACUGGGCUAGCCUGCGCCGCGACGUGGCCUGCGUAGUUUCGCGGUCAAAAGGGCGGCCUGCUGCACCGCCUGCGGCGUCGUCGCGGGCGCACAGCGCAGACGUUGAGCUGCUGCGCCACAUUCAGGGAUGCACGUCGGCCGAGGCUGCCAUCGGAUGCUUCGAGCAGCACGCUGACGAGCUCAACAUCCGGCACGUGUCAGAGAUCUUCAAACACAUCGCGGACGACCGGAGAUCGCGGCGGCAGUGUGGCCCGCCUGCGAGAGUGCUCGAGGCCGCCCGCCAGCUCGUCCGCGCCUGCGGCAAGAGGGACCUCCGCAAUUUAGCAUUCCUCGCCUGUCACAUAUCAAAGGCGUGCAAGGGCACAGAGCUCUCGAUUGAAGCCAAGGCGCUCUUCCGUGCCAUCGUGGAAGUUGCGGUGCGCCACGUUGAGUGCAUCCGAGGGAGCGAAAUGGCGGUGCUGACGCAUGGAGUGGCGACGGCUGACAUGAAAGCGCCGUGGACGCGCACCCUGCUCUGCACGCUCACCGAGCACCCUUGCACCGGGGAGCAGCUUCGCCACAUGAAGACCAAAGAGCUGUCCAACUUCGUGUGGGUACUGAGCCAGGUGGGCGGGGAGGGCGUCCAUGCCUUCUUGGUUGACGCCGUGCCUGUCAUCACAACCAGCUUUCUCGACGAGCUCACUAGCUGGGACGCGUCGCAGCUCGCCUAUGCGUACGCCAAGGCCGGCUGUCGCGCCGAGCCUCUCUUUGAGGCGCUCGCAGCGCGUGCUCCAUCCCUGCUGCCGCACGCGCGCUCCGUGCAGGACAUCGCCAAUCUUCUUUGGGCGUUCGCGUGGCUGGAAUUGCCCUUUGAGGAGCCGUUCGUGGCAACCUGCCGCUGCGCCAGCAGGCGAUGCCAAGAGCUCAACGAGCAGGAGACGGCCACGGUCAUGUGGGCGAUGAGUAGCCGGCGGUUGGUUCUGCGCAGCUUGUGGCGCGACGGCUCAGUCUCUACCGACCUCGAUCGCUUCCUCGACUCAAUGGCCAUGGUUGUGUUAGGGAAGCUGGAUUCCGGUCAGAUCCGAUGCGGCGAGGCGCUGGCAAAGAUCGCAUUUGGCUUCAGCAACCUGCUGUGCACGGACGCGGGCUCACAUUGGAGGCUCUUUGAGGCUAUCGCGGAGGUGGCAGCUCGCAGCCUCAAGCAGCGGUCUGGCAGCUUGACCGCCCAGGACGCGGCGUGGCUUGCAAUGACGUUUGCAUGGACUAAGUUUCGUUCGCGGGCGUACGACGACUACUUCGUCGCCCUGAGCAACGCUGUUCCGUCCCUCUUCUCCAGAGGGUACGUGCCGCAGAACAUCGGCAACCUCGCGUGGGCAGCCGCGCGGUACGCGCGAGUGAGGGACAGCGCGCGUGCCACGACCGUCUCCAGUCCGUUUGAGUGGCACCACCGCAUCUUUGAUGGCAUUGCCUCCCUCGACUUUGAGCGGAUGCAGCACCUCGGGCUGAUGGACAUUGCAGCAAUCACCCACGGCCUCGCGUGCGGCGGAUAUGCGCACUUCGCCUGCCUUCAGCAGCUCUCGCAUAGGUUGACCGACCUACUCGCAGAGACGAGUGGUGAUGCGGUGGCGGACGCUGUGGAGGUGUCGUUGAUCGCAUGGAGCUACGCGGUCUCUUCAGCCGCUGCUGGACCGGCCCUCCUAGAGCAGACGUUUGCCGUUCUUGCGGCCGCCGCGUUGCGGUUAGUGUCCGCCUUCAGCCUGAAAGGCCUAUGCCGGCUGGCGUGGUCGCUCGCCGUCGCAGAUUUUGACCACCCAGCGCUCCUCUCGGCGUGCCACGAGCGGCUCGUCAGCCUGCUCGACUCGGACGGGCUUCGCGCCGAGGACUGUGGCGGCGAGAGAAUGAUGGGGUUGCGCGAGGUUGAUGCAGGACAUGCAGCCGCGGGCCAGCUGCAGCAGUGGCAGCUGUGGGCCGAGUAUGAGCUCCAUCGGCCCAACUUACUGUUGCCGUCACGGCACCGAGCUCAAGUUCACGAGGAAGCAGUCUCUCAGCUGCUGCAGUCUCUCGAUACGUCACGGUUGCAGGCUGACGUGGGCGACCACCUCGAGCAGCCAUAUGCCUCCGAGCAUAUACUACCGCAGGGAUACUCGCUUGACUGGGCGCGGCCUGAGGAGAAGAUCGCGAUCGAGGUGGACGGCCCAUGGCAUUUCAUGCGCAUGCACACGGGAGAGCACGUUCCCACGGGCGCGACCAUCCUCAAGUUGCGGCAGCUCCGGGCCCUCGGCUGGUUGGUUGUCUCGGUGCCGUACUACGAGUGGCGAAGGCUCGGCGUCGGCGAGGCGCGAGAGGGCGAUGCCCGCGAGGAUCUGGAGGCGCUGCGCUGUGAGUACUUGCGCGAUAAGGUGGCAGCGGCACGACCGUUGUUGAAGUGA